This is a messenger RNA of Cadophora gregata, 3956 nucleotides long. RefSeq names its product Structural maintenance of chromosomes protein 5 (gene SMC5). Gene Ontology annotation, cellular component: Smc5-Smc6 complex. The coding region runs from base 1 to 3405 and encodes 1134 amino acids. Gene Ontology annotation, molecular function: ATP hydrolysis activity; ATP binding. NCBI's taxonomy places the organism in Eukaryota, Fungi, Ascomycota, Leotiomycetes, Helotiales, Ploettnerulaceae. The record is from RefSeq and is a predicted model, not a curated record. The transcript has 6 exons. Gene Ontology annotation, biological process: double-strand break repair via homologous recombination.
AUGCCGGUCUCAAAUCCCCGUCGCAGACCUCGGUCAGAUAUCGAGAGCGACGAUGAUGGUGACUUCGUCAGACGCUCCCAAAGCUCAAGCCCUGCGGAGUCCUCGAAACGCGCCAGAACGAAUGGCUACCACAGCGAUCAGCUGUCUGAAUCACCCGAACCUCUUGCUCACCAUAUGAAUGGCACUGGGAGGGGGAAUGGACGGGUCUACGAGGACGGAGACGAGGACGAACAUCGUACAGGCCCGGACGAAUUCCAGCCUGGCGCUAUUGUUCGGGUCAAGCUGAAGAACUUUGUUACCUACGAGAGCGCCGAGUUUUUCCCUGGCCCGAGCAUGAAUAUGGUCAUCGGUCCAAACGGUACAGGCAAGAGCUCUCUGGUUUGUGCAAUAUGUAUCGGACUUGGCUGGGGAACCAUCAACUUGGGCCGUGCCAAAGACUUUGGAGAGUAUGUCAAGCACAACACGAAAGCAGCAGAUAUCGAAAUCGAGCUGCAGAAACGACCUGAUGAGACUGAAAAUCAUGUUGUACGCGUUAGAAUCACCAAGGAUGGCAACACACGAGAUUGGUGGUUGAAUAAUCGGAAGACUUCCCUGAAAGCUGUCCAAAAGCUAGUCAAGGAUUUCUCUAUUCAGAUUGACAAUCUUUGCCAAUUCUUGCCUCAGGAGAAGGUUUCCGAAUUUGCAGGACUUUCUCCCAUAGAACUUUUACGCGAAACUCAGCGAGCCGCCGCACCACCACAGAUGCUCGAAUGGCACGAGUCGCUCAAAGACCUUCGAAAAACACAGAAAGCGUUGGAGCUGCAGCAAAAGACAGAUAGAGAUCAGCUAGCAAAUUGGGAAGUCCAUCAACAAAAUCUAGGGACCGACAUCCAGAAGUUGGAGGAACGAGAAGUCAUAUUGAAGGAGAUCAAGCGUCUUGAGAGAACUAUUCCAUGGGUUGAGUACCGUGCUGCUCGCGAUGCCUACAAAGUGCGUGCCGGGGUCAAGAAAGAAGCACAACGGCGUCUUAGAGAACUGAAAGCAGAAGUUGAGCCGAUCAUGAACCAAAUCAAGGCCAAAGAGCAGUACGCCAGCCAAAUUUUAAGGGUCGUCAGUGAACGAAAGACCGCUGUUGUGGACGCCGAGCGAGAAGCAGACUCUAAGGUUCAGGAAAUGGAAUCGCUGGGAGAAGAUAUUAAGAAGUACACUGCAGAUGUUGAAGGAGAGAACAAACGCCACCAAACCCAAAAGGCGGCCGUUGCAAAAGUGCAGAAAUCAAUCACAGAUAUGAAGAGCAAGCUUCACGACGAGCCUAUCGAGUUCGACGGUCCUGCUUGGAACGAACGUAUAAGAGCGAAAGAGAAUGAAGUUCGGCUUCUGAGAGGGGAAAUCGAGGAGCUCCACGCUAGCAAUUCUGAGAAGAGCCAGCAGGGCAGAGAGAUCCGCCAGAAAGUCGACAUGCUUAAGAUAGAUUUGGCCGCUUUCGACACCCAGCAAGGGCAGCAGCUAAACAAACUUGAAAGAUCGGCUAAAGAUGCAGCUGUAGCUUGGAAGUGGGUACAAGAGCACCGAGACAAGUUUCAGGAAGAGGUUUAUGGGCCACCCCUCGUCACCUGUUCACUUAAAGAUCCUCGAUAUGCAGACGCAGUUGAAGCUCUUCUUAGCAGGAACGACUUUCUCGCAUUUACGGCCCAAAAUCUGGAUGACAUGAAGACAUUGAGCGGACAAUUUACAGGUACCAUGGGUCUUGCUGAUAUCACAGUGCGUUCUACGACUAGUGGAUUAUCCGCGCAGCGUCGAUUAUCUGACCAAGACUUGCAACGGCUCGGCUUUGAUGGAUGGGCGAUUGAUUAUAUCGAUGGCCCAGAACCAGUGCUGAGUAUGUUGUGUGAUGCUAGAAAGUUGGAUAACAGUCCCGUCGCCCUUCGCGAAAUCAGCGAAGAAAGCUACAACGAGAUUGUCGACGGAGAAAGAGUGACUCAUUUCGUCACCGGCAGCAAUUUUUAUCAGGUGUCGAGGAGAAGGGAGUAUGGGCCUGGAGCAGUUUCAACUACGACCAAGCACGUCGCAGAUGCUGUAAACUGGACCGACCAGCCAGUAGAUGUUUCCGCCAAACGAGAGGUUCAAGAGCGAAUCGACGCAUUGGAACGAGAAUUCGAGGAGCUGAAAGCCGAGAUAAAGCCUUUGCGAGCGGCUUUGGCAGAAAAGAAAGAACAGCACCCUCAACUGCAGGAGGAGAUCAAAAGCUUGACCAAAGAGAAAGCCGACAUUCAGAAAGUGUAUAGCGAGCAGCAGAGCCUUCCCGCCAAAAUCGCACGCGAAGAGGAGCUCCUUAAAAGAAAGCAAUCCGGAUUUGCUGAGAUUCGGGAGGAAAUCCACAAGAUCAAUGUUCAACAUGAUCAUGCUGUCAUUCGAAGAUCGAAGCUUGCUCUCCAGUACAAGGAAAUCGUGAAAAAGAUCCGAGCUUGUCAUGAGGCGGUUCUAGAAGCGAGAGUUAUGGCUAUUGAAGCAGAAUCCGAUGUAGCUGGCUUAACCGAACGUAAUGCUGACAUUGUGCGUGAAGUCAAAGAGGAAGAACUUCGACUCAAGGAGGCGCAAGAGCAGCUAGAAGACUUCAAGGCAAAAGCCAAUGCAGCUCUCGUUGCAGUAACAGCGAUCCAAGCCGACCCAGAGAACGAAGAACAUCUCGAGAGCUGGAAGCACCUGGCACCAGAGCUUACUGUCGAUGAAUUGCAAGCUCAAAUGGUUGCCGAGUCGACUAGGCUCGAGUUCGUUGUCGCAAGCAAUCCUAACGCCAUCAACGAAUACAAGCGGCGACAAGCCGAAGUCGAUAAACUUAAUCGAAAGGUAGCCGAGAAUGAAGAAAAGCUCGAGGAUGUUGGAAGUAGCAUUACGGAGAUUCGCGAGCAAUGGGAACCACAGCUGGAUACUCUCAUUGCUGAGAUCAGCGAAGCUUUCUCUCACAACUUUGAGCAGAUCGGCUGCACAGGACAGGUUGGCGUUCAUAAGGACGACGAUUUCGAUCUUUGGCAAAUUCAAAUCAAGGUCAAGUUCAGAGAAAACGAAGAUCUUCAAAUCCUCGACUCACAUCGCCAGUCUGGUGGUGAACGGUCCGUUUCCACAAUCUUCUUCCUCAUGUCCCUCCAAUCCCUCGCACAAGCACCCUUCCGAGUCGUCGACGAGAUCAACCAAGGCAUGGACCCUCGAAACGAGCGCAUGGUCCACGAACGUAUGGUUGAAAUCGCCUGCAAAGAACACACCAGCCAAUAUUUCCUCAUUACGCCUAAACUGCUGACUGGACUCCGAUAUGACAAGCGUAUGAAGGUGCUGUGUAUUGCCAGUGGGGCGUGGAUGCCGGAGAACUACAAGAAGCUCGAUGUCUCGAAGAUCAUUGGCAUCAAGAGAUCUCUCGUGGCUGCUGGUUGAUUGAAUGGCACUAGGACUGAGAAUGGGGUUGAGAUUGGCAACUUUUGAUACUUACGGCGUUGGGCUCGGAGUUGAUGAUACCUAUGUUCUUGCAAGCAUCAUUUUGGGACGGAGCACUCGCCACUGGAGGCUCACGUCAUUGUGGAAUUAUACAUUAACGCCAUACACGACAUUGGUAAUACUGCCAGAAUCAAAGGGGCACGGCGAGGACGGAAUGGACGGAUGUUAUUCUGUGGGAUAGAGAGACAAAUAUCCUCCCCGUCUUGAAGUAUGUAGAAGAGAUGCCUCGCACUCACAAGCUCUACGUUAUAAUUGAAUGAUCACCAAAUCUCCAAUUUAUUCUAAACCUGUACAUCUCCCAGGACUCUCGGGACUCUCAGGACUCAAAGCGCGCCAGGCUUUGGGCAUUUGUGGUUGGGCUGAAGUGUGAAAAAGCCUCCACGGGACGGACGUUCUUGACUAACUUAAUUGUGUGCUUAUUGUUUAUCGACUUGUGUAUAAAGAGACUGAGAAGGAUCGUGGGUACCUAAUGAGCCAUUAAAUUUGCAAGA